AUGGAGGAUCCCAGGCAUGUGUCGUACAUCGGUCAUGGUGAAGUCAGAGCAAGCCCCACACUUCCUACAGUCUUCAAUCCUCAGACCCAUCUACCCAACGGAGUUGCUCUUCAUCCACAGACGUUAUUUCCACUUGAUGUAAGCCAGAACGCUGUACGACCCGUCCUUCGAUUCAUCAACCUCACCAACUCAACCGAAUUUCUAAUUUACACCGACGGAUCUUGUUUGCAAAAUGGCCAGCAAAAUCCCAAAGCCGGGUGCGCCUUCGUGUACAAGAAUACCGGGCAACAACCUAACGGCUAUGUACGCUUUCGGCUUGAGGAGGAAGGCCCCACCGGUGUGAGAUAUCGCCCGACAAGCAAUCGCGCAGAGCUUCGAGCCGUUAUUGCAGCUCUACGAUUUCGGGAAUGGAGUAGGGAGGGAUUUUCGAGCCUGGUCAUCGCAACAGACUCUACCCACGUCGCCGAGGGAAUGACAUCCUGGGUUCGCGAAUGGUUGGAAAGGGACUGGACAAAGAGUGACGGGAAACUAGUCACAAAUCGGGACCUUUGGGAGUGCCUGCUUGACGAGGUAAAUCACUGUCAACGAAAUGGUCUGCAUGUUAAAUUCUGGCGGAUCCCAAGGAAGUGGAAUGAAGCGGCGGAUCGUCAUGCCAAACAUGCUGCGACGCACCUGCGCGCACAAGAGAAGUUCACGCACUUGGUGGAUGAUGCUCGCUGA
Molecule: messenger RNA, 720 nt
Organism: Penicillium pulvis
Lineage: Eukaryota; Fungi; Ascomycota; Eurotiomycetes; Eurotiales; Aspergillaceae
Product: ribonuclease H-like protein
Exons: 1
Coding region: 1-720 (239 amino acids)
Biological process (GO): DNA replication, removal of RNA primer
Molecular function (GO): nucleic acid binding; RNA-DNA hybrid ribonuclease activity
Source: RefSeq, a predicted model, not a curated record